AUGCCUCCAGUAAAUAGAGGAAGAUCAAGUGGAUAUUCUAAAUGCCCAAGAUGUAGUCGUCAUUUUAAAGAUAUCGAAGGACAUGUCUCAAGGAUACAUCAAACUACAUUAUCGGAGUUACGGCGAUUGCAACGAAGUAUUACAAUACAAAGACCAAAAGAAAAUCCUAAUUCGCGUCAAGAAGCACCUAAUCCUCGUAGCGAUGAUGAGCAUAUUUCGAUAUUAGAAGAUAAUCAACAAGAUAAUCCUGAUUCUCAUCAACAAGAAAUUCCUAAUUCGCGCCAAGAAACACCUACUCCUAAUUCUCAUAGCAAUCAGGAUAAUCAAAAUAGUAGAAAUAUUUAUAACCAUUUAACGUUUAAUAACUGCACUUUUAAUAAUUAUUAUUGUUCGUGA
Dentiscutata erythropus is the source of this 396-nucleotide messenger RNA. The record is from the annotation of a GenBank genome assembly. NCBI's taxonomy places the organism in Eukaryota, Fungi, Glomeromycota, Glomeromycetes, Diversisporales, Gigasporaceae.